This is a messenger RNA of Bombyx mori (domestic silkworm), 24042 nucleotides long. RefSeq names its product mucin-17. Gene Ontology annotation, cellular component: extracellular region. Gene Ontology annotation, molecular function: chitin binding. The transcript is spliced from 31 exons. Lineage: Eukaryota; Metazoa; Arthropoda; Insecta; Lepidoptera; Bombycidae. The record is from RefSeq and is a predicted model, not a curated record. The coding region runs from base 169 to 23241 and encodes 7690 amino acids.
AUCGUUGUACAUCGAAUCAAUAUCGGUUUAUACACAAAAAUAAAAUACAUUUCGCAUCGCCAAUAUUAUAAUGUCAUGAAUAAUGACAAGAAAACGUUCUGGUAAUUGUGUUGUUAUAAAACUGAUCUAUCAUCGGUUUUCGUGCGUAAAAAACUACUCUGCCAGAUUAUGUACAAAGCGAUAAUAUUCCUGACACUAAUUGCUGCGUCAUCGGCCCAGUAUCUACCGAACGGCUGCCCCUCAAACUUCCACAUCCACCUGCUGCUCCCCCACGAAACGGACUGCUCCAAGUUCUACUCAUGCAGCAACGGUAGGAAGGUUCUGCAGGCGUGCGCUGGUGGUACGCUCUUCGAUUUCAAAGCUCAGAUCUGUAACUGGCCAUCAGCAGUGAAUUGCACAACAAGGCCACCAGCACCCGAGGUCACCACACACCCUGCACCAGUACCAACCCAACCACCGACAGUUCCACCUGAGACCGUGCCACCCACAACGACACCACCCGUGACGUCACCAGCCCCCACGUCACCACCUGGUUCCGACUUCCUGCCAAACGGCUGUCCUAAAGACAUCCACGUGCAUUGGUUGGUCCCGCACGAGUAUGACUGCACGAAGUUCUACCAGUGCACACACGGGAACCUGGUGCUCAAGACUUGCAGUGGAGGACUGUACUUCGAUUUCGCUUUACAGGUCUGCAAUUGGCCUUUCAUGGUCAACUGCACAACCAGUACAACACUCAGCCCGACCACCGCCAGUCCCACCGAGACCACACCCAUCGUGACGUCACCCAGCGCAACCACACCCAGUCCUGCCCCAGUCACGACUCCCAGUACCACAACCACAAGGCCGCCUACCACCGAAGGCGCCUUCCUGCCGAACGGCUGCCCUGCCGACUUCCACGUGCACCUCCUCCUGCCCCACGAGACGGACUGCACCAAAUUCUACUACUGCGCUCACGGCGAGAAAGUAUUGAGACAAUGCGGCCCUAACACGGCAUUCAAUUUUGAAUUACAGGUUUGCGAUUGGUAUUUCAACGUGAACUGCACGAUCCCUGACGCGACCACCGAGGGACCGCCUUCGUCGACUCCAACAACCGUACCAACAACUACAGAAGACGUGCUAACAACAUAUGACCCUAAAACCACAACACUACAACCUAUAUUUACAACUGAUAUUGUUGAAACAACCACCGCUGACGAUGGUGGAGAAGACGGUGAUGUCACUACCACUACAGAGAGCAGUAUUACAACUCAUUUACCCACAGUGGUACCGACCACUACUACGGAGCUACCGACUACAGUGACUACAGAAGGUACCACUACAAAACUGCCCACUACAGUAACUACAGAAGGUACCACUAACACAGAACUACCGACUACAAUAACUACAGAGGGUACCACAACUACAGAACUACCGACUACAAUAACUACAGAAGGUAUAACUACAACAGAGCUACCCACUACAAUAACUACAGAAGGUACAACUACAACAGAGCUACCGACUACAAUAACUACAGAGGGUACAAUUACAACAGAGCUACCUACAACAGUCACUACAGAAGGUACCACUACCACAGAAGUACCGACUACAAUAACUACAGAGGGUACAACUACAACAGAGCUACCUACAACAGUCACUACAGAAGGUACCACUACCACAGAUCUACCGACUACAAUAACUACAGAGGGUACAACUACAACAGAGCUACCUACAACAAUCACUACAGUAGGUACCACUACCACAGAACUACCGACUACAAUAACUACAGAGGGUACAACUACGACAGAGCUACCUACAACAAUCACUACAGAAGGUACCACUACCACAGAGCUACCUACAAUCGUCACUACAGAAGGUACCACAACUACAGAAGUACCGACUACAAUAACUACAGAAGGUACAACUACAACAGAGCUACCUACAACGGUCACUACAGAAGGUACCACUACCACAGAAGUACCGACUACAAUAACUACAGAAGGUACAACUACAACAGAGCUACCUACAACCGUCACUACAGAAGGUACCACAACUACAGAACUACCGACUACGAUAACUACAGAGGGUACAACUACAACAGAGCUACCUACAACAGUCACUACAGAAGGUACCACUACCACAGAAGUACCGACUACAAUAACUACAGAAGGUACAACUACAACAGAGCUACCUACAACAGUCACUACAGAAGGUACCACAACUACAGAACUACCGACUACGAUAACUACAGAGGGUACAACUAUAACAGAGCUACCUACAACAGUCACUACAGAAAGUACCACAAUUACAGAGCUACCUACUACAGUCACUACAGAAGGUACCACAACUACAGAAGUACCGACUACAAUAACUACAGAGGGUACAACUACAACAGAGCUACCUACAACAGUCUUUACAGAAAGUACCACAAUUACAGAGCUACCUACUACAAUCACUACAGAAGGUACCACAACUACAGAACUACCGAGUACAAUAACUACAGAAGGUAUAACUACAACAGAGUUACCUACAACAGUCACUACAGAAGGUACCACUACCACAGAGCUACCGACUACAAUAACUACAGAGGGUACAACUACAACCGAGUUACUUACGACAGUCACUACAGAAGGUACCACUACCACAGAGCUACCCACUACAAUAACUACAGAAGGUACAACUACAACAGAGCUACCCACUACAAUAACUACAGAAGGUACAACUACAACAGAGCUACCCACUACAAUAACUACAGAAGGUACAACUACAACAGAGCUACCUACAACAGUCACUACAGAAGGUACCACUACCACAGAGCUACCCACUACAAUAACUACAGAGGGUACAACUACAACAGAGCUACCUACAACAGUCACUACAGAAGGGACCAUUACCACAGAGCUACCUACUACAAUCACUACAGAAGGUACCACUACCACAGAACUACCGACUACAAUAACUACAGAGGGUACAACUACAACAGAAGUACCGACUACAAUAGCUACAGAGGGUACAACUACAACAGAGCUACCUACAACAGUCACUACAGAAGGUACCACUACCACAGAGCUACCUACUACAAUAACUACAGAGGGUACAACUACAACAGAGCUACCUACAACAGUCACUACAGAAGGGACCACUACCACAGAGCUACCUACUACAAUCACUACAGAAGGUACAACUACAACAGAGCUACCUACAACAGUCACUACAGAAGGUACCACUACCACAGAGCUACCUACAACAGUCACUACAGAAGGUACCACUACCACUGAACUACCGACUACAAUAACUACAGAGGGUACAACUACAACAGAGCUACCUACAACAGUCAUUACAGAAGGGACCACUACCACAGAGCUACCUACUACAAUAACUACAGAGGGUACAAUUACAACAGAGCUACCUACAACAGUCACUACAGAAGGGACCACUACCACAGAGCUACCUACUACAAUCACUACAGAAGGUACAACUACAACAGAGCUACCUACAACAGUCACUACAGAAGGUACCACUACCACAGAGCUACCUACAACAGUCACUACAGAAGGUACCACUACCACUGAACUACCGACUACAAUAACUACAGACGGUACAACUACAACAGAGCUACCUACAACAGUCAUUACAGAAGGGACCACUACCACAGAGCUACCUACUACAAUCACUACAGAAGGUACAACUACAACAGAGCUACCUACAACAGUCAUUACAGAAGGGACCACUACCACAGAGCUACCUACUACAGUCACUACAGAAGGUACCACUACCACUGAACUACCGACUACAAUAACUACAGAGGGUACAACUACAACAGAGCUACCUACAACAGUCAUUACAGAAGGGACCACUACCACAGAGCUACCUACUACAAUCACUACAGAAGGUACAACUACAACAGAGCUACCUACAACAGUCAUUACAGAAGGGACCACUACCACAGAGCUACCUACUACAAUCACUACAGAAGGUACAACUACAACAGAGCUACCUACAACAGUCACUACAGAAGGUACCACUACCACAGAGCUACCUACAACAGUCACUACAGAAGGUACCACUACCACUGAACUACCGACUACAAUAACUACAGAAGGUAUAACUACAACAGAGCUACCCACUACAAUAACUACAGAAGGUACAACUACAACAGAGCUACCGACUACAAUCACUACAGAGGGUACAACUACAACAGAGCUACCUACAACAGUCACUACAGAAGGUACCACUACCACAGAACUACCCACUACAAUAACUACAGAGGGUACAACUACAACAGAAGUACCGAGUACAAUAACUACAGAAGGUAUAACUACAACAGAGUUACCUACAACAGUCACUACAGAAGGUACCACUACCACAGAACUACCGACUACAAUAACUACUGAAGGUACAACUACAACAGAGCUACCUACAACAGUCACUACAGAAGGUACCACUACCACAGAGCUACCCACUACAAUAACUACAGAGGGUACAACUACAACAGAGCUACCUACAACAGUCACUACAGAAGGUACCACUACCACUGAACUACCGACUACAAUAACUACAGAAGGUACAACUACAACAGAGCUACCUACAACAGUCACUACAGAAAGUACCACUACCACAGAACUACCCACUACAAUAACUACAGAGGGUACAACUACAACAGAAGUACCGAGUACAAUAUCUACAGAAGGUAUAACUACAACAGAGUUACCUACAACAGUCACUACAGAAGGUACCACUACCACAGAACUACCGACUACAAUAACUACAGAGGGUACAACUACAACAGAAGUACCGACUACAAUAACUACAGAGGGUACAACUACAACAGAGCUACCUACAACAGUCACUACAGAAGCUACCACUACCACAGAAGUACCGACUACAAUAACUACAGAAGUUACAACUACAACAGAGCUACCUACAACAGUCACUACAGAAGGUACCACUACCACAGAGCUACCCACUACAAUAACUACAGAGGGUAUAACUACAACAGAAGUACCGAGUACAAUAACUACAGAAGGUACCACUACCACUGAACUACCCACUACAAUAACUACAGAGGGUACAACUACAACAGAAGUACCGAGUACAAUAACUACAGAAGGUAUAACUACAACAGAGUUACCUACAACAGUCACUACAGAGGGUACAACUACAACAGAAUUACCGACUACAAUAACUACAGAGGGUACCACCACAGAACUGCCCACUUCGGUCACCACGGAGGGCAUUACUACAACAGAAUUACCUACAACAGUCACUACAGAAGGGACCACUACCACAGAGCUACCUACUACAAUCACUACAGAAGGUACAACUACAACAGAGCUACCUACAACAGUCACUACAGAAGGUACCACUACCACAGAGCUACCUACAACAGUCACUACAGAAGGUACCACUACCACUGAACUACCGACUACAAUAACUACAGAGGGUACAACUACAACAGAAGUACCGACUACAAUAGCUACAGAGGGUACAACUACAACAGAGCUACCUACAACAGUCACUACAGAAGGUACCACUACCACAGAGCUACCUACUACAAUAACUACAGAGGGUACAACUACAACAGAGCUACCUACAACAGUCACUACAGAAGGGACCACUACCACAGAGCUACCGACUACAAUCACUACAGAGGGUACAACUACAACAGAGCUACCUACAACAGUCACUACAGAAGGUACCACUACCACAGAACUACCCACUACAAUAACUACAGAGGGUACAACUACAACAGAAGUACCGAGUACAAUAACUACAGAAGGUAUAACUACAACAGAGUUACCUACAACAGUCACUACAGAAGGUACCACUACCACAGAACUACCGACUACAAUAACUACUGAAGGUACAACUACAACAGAGCUACCUACAACAGUCACUACAGAAGGUACCACUACCACAGAGCUACCCACUACAAUAACUACAGAGGGUACAACUACAACAGAGCUACCUACAACAGUCACUACAGAAGGUACCACUACCACUGAACUACCGACUACAAUAACUACAGAAGGUACAACUACAACAGAGCUACCUACAACAGUCACUACAGAAAGUACCACUACCACAGAACUACCCACUACAAUAACUACAGAGGGUACAACUACAACAGAAGUACCGAGUACAAUAUCUACAGAAGGUAUAACUACAACAGAGUUACCUACAACAGUCACUACAGAAGGUACCACUACCACAGAACUACCGACUACAAUAACUACAGAGGGUACAACUACAACAGAAGUACCGACUACAAUAACUACAGAGGGUACAACUACAACAGAGCUACCUACAACAGUCACUACAGAAGGUACCACUACCACAGAAGUACCGACUACAAUAACUACAGAAGUUACAACUACAACAGAGCUACCUACAACAGUCACUACAGAAGGUACCACUACCACAGAGCUACCCACUACAAUAACUACAGAGGGUAUAACUACAACAGAAGUACCGAGUACAAUAACUACAGAAGGUACCACUACCACUGAACUACCCACUACAAUAACUACAGAGGGUACAACUACAACAGAAGUACCGAGUACAAUAACUACAGAAGGUAUAACUACAACAGAGUUACCUACAACAGUCACUACAGAGGGUACAACUACAACAGAAUUACCGACUACAAUAACUACAGAGGGUACCACCACAGAACUGCCCACUUCGGUCACCACGGAGGGCAUUACUACAACAGAAUUACCUACAACAGUCACUACAGAAGGGACCACUACCACAGAGCUACCUACUACAAUCACUACAGAAGGUACAACUACAACAGAGCUACCUACAACAGUCACUACAGAAGGUACCACUACCACAGAGCUACCUACAACAGUCACUACAGAAGGUACCACUACCACUGAACUACCGACUACAAUAACUACAGAGGGUACAACUACAACAGAGCUACCUACAACAGUCAUUACAGAAGGGACCACUACCACAGAGCUACCUACUACAAUAACUACAGAGGGUACAAUUACAACAGAGCUACCUACAACAGUCACUACAGAAGGGACCACUACCACAGAGCUACCUACUACAAUCACUACAGAAGGUACAACUACAACAGAGCUACCUACAACAGUCACUACAGAAGGUACCACUACCACAGAGCUACCUACAACAGUCACUACAGAAGGUACCACUACCACUGAACUACCGACUACAAUAACUACAGACGGUACAACUACAACAGAGCUACCUACAACAGUCAUUACAGAAGGGACCACUACCACAGAGCUACCUACUACAAUCACUACAGAAGGUACAACUACAACAGAGCUACCUACAACAGUCAUUACAGAAGGGACCACUACCACAGAGCUACCUACUACAGUCACUACAGAAGGUACCACUACCACUGAACUACCGACUACAAUAACUACAGAGGGUACAACUACAACAGAGCUACCUACAACAGUCAUUACAGAAGGGACCACUACCACAGAGCUACCUACUACAAUCACUACAGAAGGUACAACUACAACAGAGCUACCUACAACAGUCAUUACAGAAGGGACCACUACCACAGAGCUACCUACUACAAUCACUACAGAAGGUACAACUACAACAGAGCUACCUACAACAGUCACUACAGAAGGUACCACUACCACAGAGCUACCUACAACAGUCACUACAGAAGGUACCACUACCACUGAACUACCGACUACAAUAACUACAGAAGGUAUAACUACAACAGAGCUACCCACUACAAUAACUACAGAAGGUACAACUACAACAGAGCUACCGACUACAAUCACUACAGAGGGUACAACUACAACAGAGCUACCUACAACAGUCACUACAGAAGGUACCACUACCACAGAACUACCCACUACAAUAACUACAGAGGGUACAACUACAACAGAAGUACCGAGUACAAUAACUACAGAAGGUAUAACUACAACAGAGUUACCUACAACAGUCACUACAGAAGGUACCACUACCACAGAGCUACCUACAACAGUCACUACAGAAGGUACCACUACCACAGAACUACCGACUACAAUAACUACUGAAGGUACAACUACAACAGAGCUACCUACAACAGUCACUACAGAAGGUACCACUACCACAGAGCUACCCAUUACAAUAACUACAGAGGGUACAACUACAACAGAGCUACCUACAACAGUCACUACAGAAGGUACCACUACCACUGAACUACCGACUACAAUAACUACAGAAGGUACAACUACAACAGAGCUACCUACAACAGUCACUACAGAAAGUACCACUACCACAGAACUACCCACUACAAUAACUACAGAGGGUACAACUACAACAGAAGUACCGAGUACAAUAUCUACAGAAGGUAUAACUACAACAGAGUUACCUACAACAGUCACUACAGAAGGUACCACUACCACAGAACUACCGACUACAAUAACUACAGAGGGUACAACUACAACAGAAGUACCGACUACAAUAACUACAGAGGGUACAACUACAACAGAGCUACCUACAACAGUCACUACAGAAGGUACCACUACCACAGAAGUACCGACUACAAUAACUACAGAAGGUACAACUACAACAGAGCUACCUACAACAGUCACUACAGAAGGUACCACUACCACAGAGCUACCCACUACAAUAACUACAGAGGGUAUAACUACAACAGAAGUACCGAGUACAAUAACUACAGAAGGUACCACUACCACUGAACUACCCACUACAAUAACUACAGAGGGUACAACUACAACAGAAGUACCGAGUACAAUAACUACAGAAGGUAUAACUACAACAGAGUUACCUACAACAGUCACUACAGAGGGUACAACUACAACAGAAUUACCGACUACAAUAACUACAGAGGGUACCACCACAGAACUGCCCACUUCGGUCACCACGGAGGGCAUUACUACAACAGAAUUACCUACAACAGUCACUACAGAAGGUACCACUACCACAGAACUACCGACUACAAUAACUACAGAGGGUACAACUGCUACAGAGUUACCGACAACAGUCACUACAGAAGGUACCAUAACUACAGAGCUACCUACAACAGUCACUACAGAAGGUACCACUACCACAGAGCUACCUACUAUAGUAACCACAGAAGGUACCACAACUACAGAACAACCUACAACAGUCACUACAGAAGGUACCACUACCACAGAGCUACCUACUACAGUAACUACAGAAGGUACCACAACUACAGAAGUACCGACUACAAUAACUACAGAGGGUACAACUAUAACAGAGCUACCUACAACAGUCACUACAGAAGGUACCACUACCACAGAAUUACCGACUACAAUAACUACAGAGGGUACCACCACAGAACUGCCCACUUCGGUCACCACGGAGGGCAUUACUACAACAGAAUUACCUACAACAGUCACUACAGAAGGUACCACUACCACAGAACUACCGACUACAAUAACUACAGAGGGUACAACUGCUACAGAGUUACCGACAACAGUCACUACAGAAGGUACCAUAACUACAGAGCUACCUACAACAGUCACUACAGAAGGUACCACUACCACAGAGCUACCUACUAUAGUAACCACAGACGGUACAACUACCACCCUUGUUACUGAUCUACCAACGACAGCUACCACUGAAGAUCUUACCACGGUAGUUACAGAAGAUACCACAACAACAACGCUCGUCACAUCUACCCCAGAAGUGACGUCCACUACAGAGGCGGAGACGACCACGCCCUCGAUUUGUCCUCCUGGGUUCUUCGGGAACAUUCCGCAUCCGUAUCUCUGUAAUUCAUUUUUCAUGUGUCUCGAUGGCUUGGCGAUACAAAUGUUCUGCGCUGUUGGAUUUGAAUUCGACCCAGCUACUGAGACUUGCGUCAUCAUCGCCGAGGGAGGCUGCACGUUGGGCACAAGACCUCCGACAGCUUCUACUCCUGAAUAUACAACUGUAGACUUUUCUACAACUGGAACGCCUUUUACAGUCACAGAAGAAUCAACGUAUCUUACUACAGAUGGGAUCAGUACAGUGACUAAUGAAUUACCAAGUACCUUAUCUACUACAGAAGAAGGGACGUCUACAGUAACGACAUCAGAGUAUACUACUACAGAAUUACCUACUACUAGUACCCCUGUUACAGUAACGGACGAAUCCACAUAUUCUACGACUGAUUGGCCUACAACAAUAACUACAGAAAGUUCAAGUACUACUGAAGUUAUCACAGAUGUACCUACUUCAAUUACAACUGAAGAGUCUUCUACAGCGUCAACUGUAAUUACAUCUACUACUGACUUGCCUACUACAGUAACCUCAGAAGGUACCUCUUCUAUUCCAACUACCAUCACUACGGAGGAUACACCAACAGCGACCACCGAAAGUACUUUUACUACUGAGUUGCCAACAGAGAGUACAACAACCGGUACUGCAGAGGGUACCAGUACGACGGAAUUACCUUCCACACCAACAACUCUCGUCCCCUCAACCCCAGAGAUUACUUCUACUACAGAAGCGGAGACGACUACGCCCUCUAUUUGUCCUCCUGGAUUCUCUGGGAACCUUCCGCAUCCGUAUCUCUGUAAUUCGUACUUUAUGUGUAUCAAUGGCGUCGCGAUACAAGUCUUCUGUGCUGAAGGAUUUGAGUUUGAUCCAAUCACUGAGGCUUGCGUGAUUAUAGCUGAAGGAGGUUGCACAUUAGGAACAAGACCUCCAACAUAUACUACUCCUGGGUAUACAACUACAGAAUCAUCUACCACUACAUCACCAACAGCCACAGACGAAUCUACUUAUAUUACCACUGACGGGCUAACCACAGCUACUCAAGGCACUUCUACUACUGAGCUGCCAACUUCAGUAACAGCAGAGAGUACUUCUACUAUACUGCCUACUACAAUAACUACAGAAGGCACUCCUACUAGUGACUCACCUACGACACUAACUACAGUUGAUACGACAGUGUCAACAGAUGGCACCACAACCACGGAAGUAACCACUGAUAUACCCACUUCAGUUACUACUGAAGAUUCUACGACGUUAACUACAGAAGGUACAAGUACGACUGAGUUAUCUUCCACACCAACAACCUUUGCCCCAUCAACUCCAGAAGUGACAUCUACUACAGAAGCGGAGACAACUACGCCUUCGAUUUGUCCUCCUGGUUUCUUCGGGAACAUUCCGCAUCCGUAUCUCUGUAAUUCAUACUUCAUGUGCGUCAACGGAAUAGCUAUACAACUCUUCUGCGGCGAAGGAUAUGAAUUUGAUCCGGCCAAUGAGAUUUGCGUCAUCAUAGCUGAAGGAGGAUGCACGUUGGGAACGAGGCCGCCAACACAUACUACCCCUGAGUAUACUACUACAGAUCAUUCUACCACAGUGCUGCCUACUACAGUUACAGACGGAUCUACGUAUUUGACUACUGACAGUUCUACUACAGUAACUACAGAUUCUUCUACUGAGGAUGCAGGUACUACUGAAGCUACUACUGAACUGCCUACCUCGGUUACUACAGAAAGUUCUACUACACUAGCUACUGAAGGUACUAGUACAACUGAACUUCCCACUGUCACCACCACUGAAGAGUCUACCACAGUAACUACCGAGGGAACUUUCACUCCUGAAAUAUCUUCCACACCAACAACCCUUGUCCCCUCAACUCCCGAGAUCACCUCUACUACAGAAGCGGAGACGACCACGCCCUCUAUUUGUCCUCCUGGAUUCUUCGGGAACAUUCCGCAUCCGUAUCUCUGUAAUUCAUACUUCAUGUGUGUCAACGGAAUAGCUAUACAACUCUUCUGCGGCGAAGGAUAUGAAUUUGAUCCAGCUAAUGAGAUUUGCGUCAUCAUAGCUGAAGGAGGAUGCACGUUGGGAACAAGGCCGCCAACACAUACCACCCCUGAGUAUACUACUACAGACCACUCUACCACUGCGCUGCCUACUACAGUUACAGACGGAUCUACGUAUUUGACUACUGAGAGUUCUACUACAGUAACUACAGAUUCCCCCACUGAGGAUGCAAGUACUACUGAAGCUACUACUGAACUGCCUACCUCUGUCACUACGGAAAGUUCUACUACACUAGUUACUGAAGAUACUAGUACAACUGAACUUCCCACUGCCAGCACCACUGAAGACUCUACCGCAGCAACUACUGCCGGUUCUACUAUAGUAACUACCGAGGGAACCUUCACUACUGAAAUAUCUUCCACACCAACAACCCUCGUCCCCUCAACUCCAGAGAUCACAUCUACUACAGAAGCGGAGACGACCACGCCCUCUAUUUGUCCUCCUGGAUUCUUCGGGAACAUUCCGCAUCCGUAUCUCUGUAAUUCAUACUUCAUGUGUGUCAACGGAAUAGCUAUACAACUCUUCUGCGGCGAAGGAUAUGAAUUUGAUCCAGCUAAUGAGAUUUGCGUCAUCAUAGCUGAAGGAGGAUGCACGUUGGGAACAAGGCCGCCAACACAUACCACCCCUGAGUAUACUACUACAGACCACUCUACCACUGCGCUGCCUACUACAGUUACAGACGGAUCUACGUAUUUGACUACUGAGAGUUCUACUACAGUAACUACAGAUUCCCCCACUGAGGAUGCAAGUACUACUGAAGCUACUACUGAACUGCCUACCUCUGUCACUACGGAAAGUUCUACUACACUAGUUACUGAAGAUACUAGUACAACUGAACUUCCCACUGCCAGCACCACUGAAGACUCUACCGCAGCAACUACUGCCGGUUCUACUAUAGUAACUACCGAGGGAACCUUCACUACUGAAAUAUCUUCCACACCAACAACCCUCGUCCCCUCAACUCCAGAGAUCACAUCUACUACAGAAGCGGAGACGACCACGCCCUCUAUUUGUCCUCCUGGAUUCUUCGGGAACCUUCCGCAUCCGACUCUCUGUAAUUCGUACUUUAUGUGUCUUAAUGGCGUCGCGAUACAAGUCUUCUGCGCCGAAGGAUACGAGUUCGAUCCUGCUACCGAGACUUGCGUCAUCAUAGCUGAGGGAGGAUGCACGUUGGGAACCAGGCCGCCAACACAUACUACUCCAGAGUAUACAACUAUAGACUCAUCUACUACUGCAGCGCCUUCCACAGUCACAGAUGAAACCACAUAUCUUACUACAGGCGGAAUUACCACAACAUCUCCUGAAAGUCCUACAACUACUGAUCUGCCAACUUCAGUAACAACAGAAGAAACAACUACAUUAACUACUUCUGAGGACACAACAACGGAAUUGCCUACUACUGCGCCUCCUGUAACAGUCACAGAUGAAUCUACGUAUCCUACUACAGACGCCACAGACGCUUCUUCUACUACUGAGUUGCCUACUACAAUAACUACUGAAGGAACCAUUACCACUGAAGUAUCUUCCACGUUAACAACAGUCCCCUCAACUCCAGAGAUCACAUCUACUACAGUAGCGGAGACGACUACGCCCUCGAUUUGUCCUCCUGGAUUCUUCGGGAACAUUCCGCAUCCGUAUCUCUGUAAUUCAUACUUCAUGUGCGUCAACGGAAUAGCUAUACAACUCUUCUGCGGCGAAGGAUAUGAAUUUGAUCCGGCCAAUGAGAUUUGCGUCAUCAUUGCUGAAGGAGGAUGCACGUUAGGAACAAGGCCGCCAACAUAUACUACUCCAGAGUAUACAACUAUAGACUCCUCUACUACUGCAGCGCCUUCCACAGUCACAGAUGAAACCACAUAUCUUACUACAGACGGAAUUACCACAACAUCUCCUGAAAGUCCUACAACUACAGAUCUGCUAACUUCAGUAACAACAGAAGAAACAACUACAUUAACUACUUCUGAGGAUACAACAACGGAAUUGCCUACUACUGCGCCUCCUGUAACAGUCACAGAUGAGUCUACGUAUCCUACUUCAGAUGCCACAGACGCUUCUCCUACCACUAAGUUGCCUACUACAGUAACUACUGAGGGAACCAUUACCACUGAAGUAUCUUCCACGUUAACAACAUUCCCCUCAACUCCAGAGAUCACAUCUACUACAGUAGUAGAGACGACUACGCCCUCUAUUUGUCCUCCUGGAUUCUUCGGGAACAUUCCGCACCCGUAUCUCUGUAAUUCAUACUUCAUGUGCGUCAACGGAAUAGCUAUACAACUCUUCUGCGGCGAAGGAUAUGAAUUUGAUCCGGCCAAUGAGAUUUGCGUCGUCAUAGCUGAAGGAGGCUGCACGUUAGGGACAAGACCUCCAACACAUACUACCCCUGAGUAUACUACUACAGACCACUCUACCACUGCGCUGCCUACUACAGUUACAGAUGGAUCUACAUAUCUGACUACUGACAGUUCUACGACAGUAACUACAGAUUCUUCUACUGAGGAUGCAAGUACUACUGAAGCUACUACUGAACUACCUACCUCGGUCACUACGGAAAGUUCUACUACACUAGCUACUGAAGGUACCAGUACAACCGAUCUUCCCACUGCCAGCACCACUGAAGACUCUACCACAGUAACUACUGAGGGAACUUUCACUACUGAAAUAUCUUCCACACCAACAACCCUCGUCCCCUCAACUCCAGAGAUUACAUCUACUACAGAAGUGGAGACGACUACACCCUCUAUUUGUCCUCCUGGAUUCUUCGGGAACCUUCCGCAUCCGACUCUCUGUAAUUCGUACUUUAUGUGCAUCAAUGGCGUCGCGAUACAAGUCUUCUGUGCUGAAGGAUACGAGUUCGAUCCUGCUACCGAGACUUGCGUCAUCAUAGCUGAAGGAGGAUGCACGUUGGGAACCAGGCCGCCAACACAUACUACUCCAGAGUAUACAACUAUAGACUCAUCUACUACUGCAGCGCCUUCCACAGUCACAGAUGAAACCACAUAUCUUACUACAGACGGAAUCACCACAACAUCUCCUGAAAGUCCUACGACUACUGAUCUGCCAACUUCAGUAACAACAGAAGAAACAACUACAUUAACUACUUCUGAGGACACAACAACGGAAUUGCCUACUACUGCGCCUCCUGUAACAGUCACAGAUGAAUCUACGUAUCCUACUACAGACGCCACAGACGCUUCUUCUACUACUGAGUUGCCUACUACAAUAACUACUGAGGGAACCAUUACCACUGAAGUAUCUUCCACGUUAACAACAGUCCCCUCAACUCCAGAGAUCACAUCUACUACAGUAGCGGAGACGACUACGCCCUCGAUUUGUCCUCCUGGAUUCUUCGGGAACAUUCCGCAUCCGUAUCUCUGUAAUUCAUACUUCAUGUGCGUCAACGGAAUAGCUAUACAACUCUUCUGCGGCGAAGGAUAUGAAUUUGAUCCGGCCAAUGAGAUUUGCGUCAUCAUAGCUGAGGGAGGAUGCACGUUAGGAACAAGGCCGCCAACAUAUACUACUCCAGAGUAUACAACUAUAGACUCCUCUACUACUGCAGCGCCUUCCACAGUCACAGAUGAAACCACAUAUCUUACUACAGACGGAAUUACCACAACAUCUCCUGAAAAUCCUACAACUACAGAUCUGCUAACUUCAGUAACAACAGAAGGAACAACUAAAUUAACUACUUCUGAGGACACAACAACGGAAUUGCCUACUACUGCGCCUCCUGUAACAGUCACAGAUGAGUCCACGUAUCCUACUUCAGAUGCCACAGACGCUUCUUCUACCACCGAGUUGCCUACUACAGUAACUACUGAGGGAGCCAUUACCACUGAAGUAUCUUCCACGUUAACAACAUUCCCCUCAACUCCAGAGAUCACAUCUACUACAGUAGUGGAGACGACUACACCCUCUAUUUGUCCUCCUGGAUUCUUCGGGAACCUUCCGCAUCCGACUCUCUGUAAUUCGUACUUCAUGUGCGUCAACGGAAUAGCUAUACAACUCUUCUGCGGCGAAGGAUAUGAAUUUGAUCCGGUCAAUGAGAUUUGCGUCGUCAUAGCUGAAGGAGGCUGCACGUUAGGGACAAGACCUCCAACACAUACUACCCCUGAGUAUACUACUACAGACCACUCUACCACUGCGCUGCCUACUACAGUUACAGAUGGAUCUACAUAUCUGACUACUGACAGUUCUACGACAGUAACUACAGAUUCUUCUACUGAGGAUGCAAGUACUACUGAGGCUACUACUGAACUGCCUACCUCGGUCACUACGGAAAGUUCUACUACACUAGUAACUAAAGGUACUAGUACAACUGAACUACCCACAGUAACUACCGAGGGAACUUUCACUACUGAAAUAUCUUCCACACCAACAACCCUCGUCCCCUCAACUCCAGAGAUCACAUCUACUACAGAAGUGGAGACGACUACACCCUCGAUUUGUCCUCCUGGAUUCGUCGGGAACCUUCCGCAUCCGACUCUCUGUAAUUCGUACUUUAUGUGCAUCAAUGGCGUCGCGAUACAAGUCUUCUGCGCUGAAGGAUACGAGUUCGAUCCUGCUACCGAGACUUGCGUCAUCAUAGCUGAGGGAGGAUGCACGUUGGGAACCAGGCCGCCAACACAUACUACUCCAGAGUAUACAACUAUAGACUCAUCUACUACUGCAGCCACUACCACAGUCACAGAUGAAUCCACACAUCUCACCACGGAUGACUCUACAACAGUAACUGCUGAAGCCACUACAGCAGUACCAAGUACGAUUUCGACUGACGGGUCUACUAUAGUACCUACCGAGGGGAUUAGUACUACUGAUGAGUCUACCGUAGCAACUACUGAGGGCAUUAGUACUACUGAACUAACUACGGCAGUGCCAACUACUGAAGGAACUGUCACCGCUGAAGUGUCUUCCACACCAACAACCCUUGUUCCCUCAACUCCAGAGAUCACAUCUACUACAGAAGCGGAGACGACUACACCCUCUAUUUGUCCUCCUGGAUUCUUCGGGAACCUUCCGCAUCCGUAUCUCUGUAAUUCGUACUUUAUGUGUCUCAAUGGCGUGGCUAUACAAGUCUUCUGCGCUGAAGGAUUUGAGUUCGACCCUGCUAGUGAGGCUUGCGUGAUUAUAGCUGAAGGAGGUUGCACAUUAGGAACAAGACCUCCAACAGAUACUACUCCUGGGUAUACAGCUACAGACUCAUCUACCACUGCAUCACCAACAGCCACAGAUGAAUCUACUUACAUUACUACUGAUGGUCUAACUACAGUAACUACUGAAGGAAUGAGUACAACUGAAGUCAAUACCGACCAACCUACUACUAUAACGACAGCAGAAUCCACCACAGUAACUACAGGUGACACUACUGAAUAUUCUACUACACUAGCUACCGAGGGCACAAGUACUACUGAACAGCCCACCUCUGUCACUACUGACGAUCCUAAUACAGUGACUACUGAAGCUAGUACUGACGCGCGCACUUCAGUCACUAGUGACUCUACAACUACUAUAACGACUGAAGGUAUAAGUACUACUCAAAUACCAACUUCAAUAACAACUGAAGAUUAUUCUGAAGUCACUACGGAAAGUUUGAGUACAACUGACCUACUCACUUCGACUACUGUAGAAGAUCCGACUACAUUAACUACAGAGGGUACGAGUACCACUGAAGUAUCUUCCACAAUAACAACCAUACUCCCAUCAACCCCAGAAGUGACAUCUACUACAGAAGCGGAGACGACCACGCCCUCUAUUUGUCCUCCUGGAUUCUUCGGGAACAUUCCGCAUCCGUAUCUCUGUAAUUCAUACUUCAUGUGCGUCAACGGAAUAGCUAUACAACUCUUCUGCGGGGAAGGAUAUGAAUUUGAUCCGGCCAAUGAGGUCUGCGUCGUCAUAGCUGAAGGAGGCUGCACGUUAGGGACAAGACCUCCCACACACUCUACACCUGGGUAUACAACUACAGACUCGUCUCAAACUGUAGCACCUUCUACAGUCACAGAUGAAUCCACAUAUCUCACUACUGAUGGUUCUACAACAGUAACUGCUGAAGUCACUACAGCAGUACCAACUACAAUCUCGACUGAUGAGUCUACCAUAGCACCUACCGAAGGGAUUAGUACUACUGAUGAGUCUACCGUAGCAACUACUGAGGGCAUUAGUACUACUGAACUAACUACAGCAGUGCCAACUACUGAAGGAACUGUCACCACCGAAGUGUCUUCCACACCAACAACCCUCGUUCCCUCAACUCCAGAGAUCACAUCUACUACAGAAGCGGAGACGACUACGCCCUCUAUUUGUCCUCCUGGAUUCUUCGGGAACAUUCCGCACCCGUAUCUCUGUAAUUCAUACUUCAUGUGCGUUAACGGAAUAGCUAUACAACUCUUCUGCGGCGAAGGAUAUGAGUUUGAUCCUCCUACAGAGAACUGCGUCAUAAUCGCCGAAGGAGGUUGCACACUGGGAACAACACCCCCGAUAGACACCACUUCUUCAUAUAUAACUACUACGCUUAGCCCUACCGACGGCUCUACCGUAGUGACUACUGAACGAACAACUAACACUGAAGUACCAACUUCAAUGACUACGAAUGAUGCUACUACAAUGACUACCGAAGUCACCUCCGCCACUUCUGAGACAACUACUGACAUAUCGUCUACCGUCGAUAGUGUGGCUACGACCACUGAAGCGGAGACCACAAGGCCACCGAUUUGUUCUCCAGGUUUCUUCGGACAAAUCCCUCAUCCAGAACUCUGUAAUUCCUUCUUCAUGUGCAUGGGAGGGCCACAUGCGAUACAGCUGUUCUGUUCUGAAGGUUUCGAAUUUGAUCCAAUACAAGAGACAUGCGUCAUCAUAGCCGAAGGAGGAUGUACCCUCGGACCAGUUCCAAAUCCUACCACCACUCAAAGUCCUAACACUGCCACUACUGAAACGCCUACACAAACUGAAAGUAGCACAACUACUGCGGCUACCACGCAAGGUUAUUCCACAACAGAAGACGAUAAAUCCACCACAGAGUUUACUGCCACAACUGCGGAUGAUGCAACUUCUGAAGCUACUUCUGAAUCGACUACUUCGACUAGUCUAGAAACAGAAGCGACAACUGUUGCAGCCACUGAUACUCCCAGUACUGGUACAACCGUGGAAGCGACUACUGAAGUUGUCGAGACAACCACAGCCGGGUCAGGGACGACAGUACCGGCGAUCUGUCCGCCCGGUUUCUUUGGAUACGUACCGCACCCGGAGAUGUGCGACUCGUAUUUCCUGUGCACGUUUGGAACCGCCGUGCAGCUGUUCUGUUUGGAGGGCUACGAGUUCGACCCCGCGUCCGAGCAAUGCGUAGUCAUAGCUGAGGGAGGAUGUACUCUUGGUGGCACUUCAAAACCACCAGCGUUACCAACGGACCCAGUACCAACCGAAACGACAACAACUGACAUAACUACUACACCAACGCCUUCUUUAACUACUGAAGAUGGUGAUGCUACUACUUCAGAAGCCCCUACUGCUACUGAUAUAGUAUCCACAUCAACUGAACAUACCGAUUCGACUCCUACCACCGUUACAACAACGGAAAUACCAACCCCGAAUCCUACAACAGCAUCAGAUGAAACAGUAUCUACUGUUGAAGUGACGACUGUAGAAGCUUCAACUGAUAAGCCCAUCAGUACAACUUCGAUUUCGACUGAAGAUGGAACCGCGAGUUCGGAAACCAGCGCUGCAACUUCGGUGACCAGUGGCGAUUACGAAACUUCGACUGCAACUGUCGAAACUACCACUCAGUCGAUGUGUCCGCCCGGCUUCGUCGGUACUUUACCGCACCCGGAUAUAUGUUACAGUUAUUUCCUGUGCGUUUCCGGACAACCGGUUCAGCUCUUCUGUUUGGAGGGAUACGAAUACGACCCGAUUUCGAUGGAAUGUGUGAUCAUCGCUGAAGGUGGUUGCACCUUGGGCCCGGCAACCAGCCCGACAGAGGUGACAGACGGUGGUUUCAGCACUGAACAAACAUUCACGACAACUGAACGCACAACCAGUCACACUACGACGACUGAUGACGCGGCCACACCAGAAGCCAGUACCACAACUGAUAUUACUUCGCCAACGGUGGAACAGACGGACGCCACCACACAUGCACCAACCGAAACUGGUGCUACGGACGCUGCAACCGAUGCUUCCACUACAGCACUAACUACCGAGGAAACAGAUUCAACCACAGAGGGUUCUACGUCUGAAGCGACUGCAGCCGAAACUUCUGCAACGACUUCUGCUCCGCCCGCCAUGUGCCCGCCGGACUUCUUCGGCAACAUACCGCACCCGGAGCUGUGCAAUUCGUUCUUCAUGUGCGCUGCUGGUAACGCCAUCCAACUGUUCUGCGGCGAAGGACAUGAAUUCGAUCCGGCACUAGAUACUUGCGUGGUGAUAGCUGAAGGAGGUUGCACUCUAGGACCAGCCACGUCUCCAACAACUAACCUUCCUACUAUCACGCCGACGAGCACAAAUCCCCCAGCAGAAACCCAAACUACAGAACCCAUACCGACAACAAACUACCCAUCUACUUCUGAAACCCAAGAAUCAACAGUCAUCGCUUCUACCACAGUCGGUUCCAACACCGACUCGACUUCAAUAACCGAUGGCCAAACAGACUCACAGACCACAGAGUCUGGUUCGAAUACAGAGUCGCAACCGACGACUUCUGGAGCUACAUCGACAACCGAAGCGUCAACAACCACGGUUGCCAUGGAAACCGAACCACCGGCUCUGUGCCCACCGGAUUUCUUCGGAACUAAGCCCCAUCCGGUUAUUUGCUACUCUUUCUACAUGUGCACGGCUGGCACCGCUCUCCAGCUCUUCUGCAGCGAAGGCUACGAGUACUCCACCCAAGUAGAGACGUGCGUAAGAAUAGCACCUGGUGGUUGCACGUUGGGACCGAUAGUUGAGACUACGACAAACGCGGCGACCAGCACUACUUCAGAAACCGACGCUUCGAAUUCACCAACAGCUUCGGUUCCCGCAACCGAAGCGGACACAACCACCGCGCAACCUACCACCGAUGAAACCACUUCUCGGACUUCAGAGGCUGCUACGUCUACUGAAGCGUCUGCGGCCACAGAAGCGCCGCCAAUCUGUCCGCCUGGCUUCGUGGGUACCCUGCCGCAUCCGGACCUCUGCAAUUCUUUCAUCAUGUGCGCUGGCGGUGUCCCCUUGCAGUUGUUCUGUAGUGAAGGGUUCGAAUAUGACCCCGCCGCUGAGACCUGCGCGAAAAUAUCAGAAGGAGGAUGUACUCUAGGACAGAGCACAACACCUGCCACAGACACGACGUCCCAACACACAACCGCGGACACCCAGACAACUUCAGAUGUCACCAGUCCGACCACGGAGACCCCUUCUCAUGAUAUCACCACCGAAACUACCACAGGCACCACUAAUAUUGAUGAUGACGGCUCAACCACUGAAGCUGGUACAGAUACCACCCAUAACGAUGAUACAACUUCCGAUGGUAUCACAACAGAAGCUACCGGUGCCACGAUUUUCGAACCUACUACUUCGGCUAGUUUCACAACAGAAACUACGGGUUCUGAUACAACGGAUUCGUCUGCAACUACAGAAGUAGCUGCUACGACUAUAGAUUCAACUAGUGAUGGAGCAUCAACUACUGAAGCUGUCACAACUACGACAGUUAGGGUUGAGACAACCACACCGUCGUUGUGUCCGCCCAACUGGCUUGGGAAUCUGCCGCAUCCGGAUCGUUGCGAUGGGUUCAUCAUGUGCGUGAAUGGAAUCGCAUUACCGCUGUUCUGCAGCUCAGGGUUCGAAUACGACCCACCUUCUGAUUCGUGCGUGAAGAUAGCCGAAGGUGGCUGUACUUUAGGACCAAUCACGACCACUGUGCAAUCAGAUACAACUGCAAGUCCUUCAGAAGAAAUAACAAUUCCUGAUAGUAUCUCUACGACUACCGUAGAAGCCGCUGCUACGACUCCAACAUCAGACCCAGCUGAUUCUACUACAGAAGCAGCCGACUCAACUACUGAUUCCGCGGUCACUACCGAACCAGUAACGUCUGGUAGUACAGGAAUUUAUGAAGCAACAACUUCUGAUGGCAACAGGCCGACUAGAGACUCUUCUGAUGAAGCAACCACUGACAUUGAAACCACAGAAGCAGGCACACAGCCAACUGAAACUGCGACUUCAGAAGUAACGAGCACGACUUCUGGAAACUUCGAGACAACCCCACGCUCGAUCUGUCCCCCGGGCUGGGUGGGCAAUGUGCCCGCUCCGGACCGGUGCGACGCCUUCUAUAUGUGCACCAGCGGGAUCGCCAUCCGGCUGUACUGUAGUGAGGGAUACGAGUUCGACCCAGCUUCAGACAACUGCGUCCGAAUAGCCGAGGGCGGCUGCACGUUUGGACCAACUACAACCAAACUCCCCGACCUGACAACUCCAGACACCGCACAAACGACUGUCGACACUAAAACAACUGAACAAAGUCCAGAAUCAACCACUGUCUCUAAAGCGACCACUCAAGCUAAUGAUGAUGAAUCAAGGCCAAGUCAAACCGGACACACAACAACAAAUACGGGAGCUACUUCUGAAACAACAACUUCUGGUGAAGCCGUUACUUCCGAAACAACACAUGCCACUACCUCGGAAGGGGCAGAGGCGACUGGGACCACACAGCGCGAGGAGACCACGACGCCGGCCAUAUGUCCGCCAGGGUUCAUAGGGAACGUGGCCAGUGCCGAGGACUGCAACAAGUUCUACAUGUGCACCCUCGGCAUCGCCAUCCCGCUGUACUGCAGCCAGGGAUACGAGUACAGCCCUGGACUCGAUACCUGCGUCCGAGUAGCCGAGGGCGGUUGCACGUUAGGACCAACUACAACCAAGCUGCCCGACCUCACAACUUCAGACACCGCACAAACGACUGUCGACGCUAAAACAACCGAACAGAGUCCAGAAUCGACCACUGUCUCUAAAGUGACCACCUCGGAAGGAACAGAGGCGACUAGGACCACACAGCGCGAGGAGACCACGACGCCAGCCAUCUGUCCACCAGGGUUCAUAGGGAACGUGGCCAGUGCUGAGGACUGCAACAAGUUCUACAUGUGCACCCUCGGCAUCGCCAUCCCGCUGUACUGCGGCCAGGGAUACGAAUACAGCCCUGGACUGGAUAGCUGCGUUCCAGUCGGAAGUGGAGGUUGCACGCGCGGGUACUCCGGACCCAACCCGGACCGAGACCCAAUGCAGGGGACCAAAGCGGCCAAGCCAAUAGAGCUCCCGGAGCACAUCCCAUCUCUCUGCCCACGAGGUUCUUACGGACGUCUUCCCCAUCCAGACCGCUGCGACAGAUUCUAUCUCUGUAAAGCUGGAGACGCAUUCCUCAUGAGCUGCUCUGAUGGAUUCGACUUCGACCCUGGAACACAGAAAUGCGUGCAAAUGGCCGCCAAUGGAUGCAGCGCCAAACGAACUAAGGCUAUGCUAAACUGAACUAUGGCUGUGAAACUGUUACAAUAAUAUAAUCAAUACACUUUAAGGCAAUAAAACAAUAAUUACUUGUACACGCGUGAACAUUCACCACUGUGAAAAUGUAUAUAAAAUAUGCUACCAUGUUAUAAAGUUGUUGAAAAAAAACCGAAUUAAAAUAAUUGAUUUGUUAAAAGCAAAACAACCGAUCUUAGAAAUUAUAAAGACCUUCCACUCAACUUGUACAUAGAUAAAUCGCGAUACGACAUUUAAGUUACAAUUUCCUAUUAUUUAUGUUGUAGAUAUAAUUAUUAUAGUUUAUCAUGUAACACAGAAUGUUUUUAGUUUUAUUAUUUAUGAUUUUGUUAAUAUUUUUAAAGUAUUGAAUUCAUAAUUGACUUAAAAAGUCCUAUUUUGGUAACAUUUCAUUUGUUUAAUAGAGCUACACCAACACGCAAAAAAUAUGCAUAGUAAUUAUUGUUUCGUUGUCUUAAAAGUUGCAUGUUUAUUAAAUUAUUCAUAAAUGAGAUUAUUAGAUCUUUAAAUGUUUGCUCAAAAUUUAUUUAAACGCCAUCUAGUGGCCUGUGUAGAAACUUGUAAAAAAUUUUUCGUUAUUCAAGUAAUAUUGUGAUAAAAACCUCUAUUUAUUAAUGCAAUUUUUCGAUCUGAAUUUAUAUCAAACCCGAGGCCACUUGAAAAGUUCUAUAUUGUACAUAAUGUGUAAUAAUAACUUAUAUUUUGCAUGUAUUUUUGGAUUAUAUUUUUUAAAAGUUUGUAAAUUUUUGAACAAAACGUACCAAAUAAUUACAUUGUUGUUGUAUUUUA